Molecule: messenger RNA, 1937 nt
Organism: Rotaria sp. Silwood2
Lineage: Eukaryota; Metazoa; Rotifera; Eurotatoria; Philodinida; Philodinidae
Source: the annotation of a GenBank genome assembly
AUGUUACCAAUGUCAUCUUCAAAUCAUCAUACACAUAUGGAAACAAGUUGGAAAACAUAUUAUGAUGCAAAAAAAAUACUUCGUCAAACUGAACAACGUUUAAAAGAUACACGUGAUUAUUAUCCACAUGUACAUUUAAAUAAUCAUCAUGAUAAUAAUGAUUUAUCAGCAUUAUCAUCAUCAUCAUAUUUAUUACAUGGUGAUACAUCAUCAAUUCAUGCUGGUAAUCGAUCUAUGUUAAAUGAUGAUCGUACAAUUAAUACUAAACAGCAACAAGUUCUUGAUUCCGAAGCAUUACAAACAAUCCGUAGAAAAAUUAGUAAACAAAAAAUAGCAGCAGAACGUCGUGCUGAACACUUAUUUCAUUCUCAAUCAGAUGCUGGUCAUAUGUUUGAAUCAUAUCGUCCUCAUAGUUCAUAUUCAACUUCGGCUAGUUUACAAAAUCUUCAUUAUUCUCCAUAUCGUCAGCAACGUAUUUCACCUCCAAAACCACAACCAUCGUAUACAUCACAUCUUUGUCAAUCUCAAUCAUUUCCAUCUGAACUUGAUACUGUUCUUCGAACUUCUACUAGUUCAAAAAUAUUACAUAAAGAAAAUGAUAUUCUUCGUACAAAUGAUUUUGAACGACAAACAUUUCAUCAACCAUCAAGUACGCGUAAAAUAACUAAAGUUAUAUCGAAAGAUAAUUAUUCAUUAUCUAAUGGUCGAUCAACUCAACAACGUAGUGCAAGUGCAUCUAAUAGUCUGGCAACGAAAUAUCAAGAUCUUCAUUCAUCUCAUUUUCUAACUGCAAAUGAUUCUCAACGAUUAAAACAUGUUCGUCGUGUUGAAUCUGCUCAUGUUUCAUCAGGAUCAGGCGCUAAAACAAAUUUAAUAACAACAGAUUCAUGGCAAGCAGAACCAAUUGUUACUAAAAAAUCAUCAUUAAUUUCUCAACAAGAAAAAUCAUUUAAAAAAAAACCACCAUCUGAAAUAAUUAUUCAACGAACAAAAGCAGAUAUUGAAGAAUCAUUAAGUCAUACUAAUCAACGAACGGAAAAAAUACUCAAACAAAAACGUGAUACAAGUGCCUCUAAACCAUCAAUUAUUAUCGCAGAAAAAACACCAUUAAAACCACCAUUACCAAAAUCAAAAUCCGAUGAUGAAAAUAAAAAAUUUGAAGAUUUGAUUCAACAAAAACGUCAACAACAUGAAGAAAUUUUAUCAAAUGAAAAACGUUUAAAAGAUGAACAAGAUAAAAUACGAAAAGAUAAAUUUAAAAAAUUAAAUGAACCAAUUAAAGAUAAUUCUCAUCAAUAUUUGCAAUCAUCAUUAACAAAAAGAACAUCACCAUUUACACCUGUAACACCAAAAGAUUUAACUGAACAAACACGUCAACGUCUUCUUCAUUUGCUUGGACCAUCAACAGAUUAUCAUACAAAUAAUUCAUUUGAACCAUCAUCUUUACUUGAACGUUGUUCAUCAUCAUCAUCAUCAUCAUCACCAUCAUCAUCGUCGAUUUCAUCAUCAAAUGAAUCAGUAAUUGAAGCUCAACCAGCAAAACUAAAUGAUCCAUUAACAGUACGAUCACGUUCGGAACCACCUAUACAAAAUGGUGCUACUAAUAAAAAUGGACAACGUCAUGAAAAUUUACUUCGAUGGGCUGUUAAUUUAACAAGAGAUUGUGAUGUUGUAGAAAAUAGAUUCAAAUAUUUACGAUCAAGUAUGUUAAAAUACAAUCUAUUCUUUUAUUAGAUACUAUAGUUCUUUGAUCUUAUAUGAAUGUUAAGAAAUAAUUUGUAUAAUCUUUUUUGUGUACUCAAAAAGUGAGUACACUCUAGAAUCGGUCAGUGUGUCCAUCCGUCCGUCCGUUUACACGAUAACUUUUGAAAGGAGAGUCCAAUCACGAUGAAAUUUUCCACACAGUUCAGUCUUAACAAUGUCUCGGUCGAGUUCGA